Molecule: messenger RNA, 807 nt
Organism: Bacidia gigantensis
Lineage: Eukaryota; Fungi; Ascomycota; Lecanoromycetes; Lecanorales; Ramalinaceae
Exons: 3
Coding region: 1-807 (268 amino acids)
Cellular component (GO): plasma membrane
Molecular function (GO): acetate transmembrane transporter activity
Source: RefSeq, a predicted model, not a curated record
AUGUCGGUUCCUAAUACCGAUCACACUACUAACACCGCCGUCAAUGGCGACACCGACCACAUCACCAAAAACAUGACCCACGAGGAGCAUCAGGCCGCCAAGUCAGCCGCCAAGUUUGGCUACGGCCCUCUGGCACAUACUCACACCAGCUCUGGCGAAAGCCGUCUUCCAGCCUUUGGUGGUGAAUUCCAGCCGGGAACGUACAAGCAGGUCAAGGAUCGCAAGAUCGCCAAUCCUGCUCCUCUGGGUCUCUGUGCCUUCGCCCUGACAACCUUCGUCCUCGGAUUGAUCAACAUGAACGCCCGCGGCUUGAUGAUGCCAAACUUAGUCGUUGGCAUUGCGUACGGCUAUGGUGGCUUGGUGCAACUGUUGGCAGGCAUGUGGGAAAUGGCCGUUGGCAACACCUUCGGUGCUACCGCCCUCUCCUCAUACGGCGGUUUCUGGCUCUCGUUCGCCAUCAUCCUGACCCCAGGCGGAUUCGAGAUCGAAGAGACCUUACUCGGCGCUGGCACACCACCCGCGCACGCAUGGCAAUUCUAUGAUUCAUUUGGCUUAUACCUCAUAGGCUGGUUCAUCUUCACAACCCUCCUAGUCGUCUGCACGCUGAAAUCCACCGUUGCGUUCUUCCUCCUCUUCUUUUCGCUCGAUCUCGCCUUCAUGCUGCUCGGCAUCGGGUACCUGCAUCGCGACACCAUGGGCGCCCCGAACCCGCCUAUCAUCAAGGCUGGCGGUUUCUUUGCCCUCAUGGCCGCAUUCAUGGCAUGGUAUAAUGCUUUGGCUGGUAUUGCGGAUGAUUCGAAUAGGUGA